Molecule: messenger RNA, 817 nt
Organism: Neurospora hispaniola
Lineage: Eukaryota; Fungi; Ascomycota; Sordariomycetes; Sordariales; Sordariaceae
Exons: 3
Coding region: 126-680 (184 amino acids)
Cellular component (GO): nucleus
Source: RefSeq, a predicted model, not a curated record
CGAGGUUGCGGUAGGUUUCGAGGAUUGACGUCAAAAAUGGCAGGAGAUGCUGACUGAAUGACCAGCGGAUCAACCACUCCUGCCGACCAAACGCUCGCCUCCGAUUCUCCAAGAACCGACUCACCAUGGAAGUCAUAUCCUACCGGCCCAUCUUUCCAGGGGAAGAGAUUCUCAUCAGUUACACCCCCCUCACCCUCCCCCCCUCGGACCGCCAUCACUUUCUCCAACAAACCCACCACUUCACCUGCCACUGCCCGCUCUGCACUUCUCUGUCCGAUGACCCCUCGGCUAAUACUCCCGCCGCCGAAUCCCACUCUCGCCGCCAGCACCUGAACGAGCUAUGGACCACGAUGCUCCACGCCAAGUCUGAAGGCUUCUACCAAGACGCCAUCAACAUCCUAAAUGAUUGGCUCGACUUUGCAGAGGUGGAAGGACUCUUGCCGUUAAUGGGAGAGUAUCACGGGGUUAUGGCGGAGUUGCAUCUUGUGCUGGCAGAACGGGGAAGCCCUGGGGGUAAGGAGGUGGAUCGAGACCUAGCGCUGAGGGGGGCGUUGAGGGAGGCCAGGAUGGCGGUCGAUGCGUGGGUGAGGUUGGGAAGUGUUGAUGGUGGGAAGACGGAGGAUGCGAGGGUAUUUCUCGAAAAGGUGUUCAAGUUGAAGGAAAGGAGAAAAGGAAGAUGAGGUUUUAUGAAAUGGCUUCAGUCGACAAUGGACCGGCAUGUGAGGAGUGGGUCAGGUAGCCUUGAGCGGCCUUCUCAACCCAGUAGAGGCAUUCUCCAGUAUCCAAAAACAGUCAUCAUCCCCAACUUCCAAGAGUA